AGGCGCUGGCGCGCGCCGCGGACAGGGAGGAGCGGGCGCGCCUCGACGCCGUAUCGCACCUGCGCAGGCCGCCCGCCGUGCCCGACGAGCUCUUCGGCGUCGCCCUCGAGAUGCACCGCGCUCUCGCCGCCUUUCCACUGCCGGGAGCAGAAGCGCGACGCCACGCGGCUCAUCGAGCUCGACGCGCUCCACGCGCUCUUCGACGACCUCAUCCAGCGCGCGUCGCAGUGCGUGCCAUCCAGCUCCACCUCCACCCGCGCCGCGCCGCGCAUCACUGCGUCCGCGGCAGCUGCGAGCGCGGCCUCGUCCUCCGCGUCGUCGUCGUCGGCGGUGGCUGCGGGCAGCAACGCCGACCGCUACUCUUCGACGGGCACUAAUGGGUUCAGUGCGGCGAGGACGGCAACGGGCACGGGGCGCGUCUCCAUGGAUGACAGCUACGUCAAGAAGGCCAAGGCCGCAGUAUGGGAUGACGGGGUUGUGGCAGCGAGCUCUCAUAUGCCACGAGGAGCUGUUGCAGCAAACUCGGUGGCAGCUCGAGGGGAUGGCGGUUACGGAGACAACGAUGAGAAAUUGACCCUCAUUAAGCUAGCUAGCAUGAUUGAAGUUGCUGCAAAGAAAGGCUCUCGUGAUCUCAACCUCCAAGGCAAACUCAUGAACCAGAUUGAAUGGCUGCCUGAUUCAAUUGGAAAGCUCACUGGGCUUGUUACCCUUGAUAUUUCGGAGAAUCGGAUCUUGGCUUUGCCAGAUGCUAUUGGGAGACUUUCUUCUUUGGCCAAGCUGGACCUUCAUUCCAAUCGAAUUGCUCAGCUCCCGGAGUCGAUUGGGGAUCUCUGCAAUUUGAUAUAUCUCGACCUGAGGGGUAAUCAGCUUGCAUCAUUGCCCUCUACUCUUGGCAGGCUGGUAAAGCUUGAGGAGCUUGAUGUGAGUGUGAACCAUCUUACCUCACUCCCUGAUUCAAUUGGGAGCCUUGCACGUCUGAAGAAGUUAAUCGUCGAGACAAACAACCUUGAUGAGCUGCCAUACACUAUUGGUCAGUGUGUUUCACUGGUAGAAUUGCGGGCAGGCUAUAAUCACCUCAAGGCCCUCCCAGAGGCUGUUGGAAAGCUAGAGUCUCUGGAGAUACUCUCUGUGCGGUACAACAGUAUCAGGGGGCUCCCAACAACAAUGGCAUCUCUCACAAAGCUGAAGGAGCUUGAUGCAAGUUUCAAUGAGCUCGAGUCUAUUCCUGAGAACUUCUGCUUUGUUACUUCUCUUGUUAAACUGAAUGUCGGGAACAAUUUCGCUGACCUGCAAUACUUGCCUCGUUCCAUUGGCAACCUUGAGAUGCUGGAAGAGUUGGAUAUAAGCAAUAAUCAGAUUAGGGUGUUUCCAGAUUCUUUUGGAAAUCUGCAGCGUCUCCGUGUUCUCCGCGCAGAAGAGAACCCUCUACAAGUGCCACCAAGAGAUGUAGCUUUAAAGGGAGCUCAGGCUGCUGUUCAAUACAUGACUGAACAUGUUGCCAAGAGAGCCACAAGGUCACAACCGACGAAGACAAAGAAGACUUGGGCUCAGUUCUGCUUUUUCUCCAGGCCUAACAAAAGAAAGCACGACCGGAUAGACACUGCAUCAUGAUUUAUUUGGAGAUUGGCGACAUAAACUGUUAUUUUCAUCCCUCACUUCUGCAGAAGUACAAAUGGGUGCAUCCUCUUCGAUUGCUACCAUUGUGAGUAUGGGUCAACAAGAUGUGAUGCCCAGAGCUUUCCCUUCAACAAUGCUGCAGCUGUCUUCUGUCAAACCAAAAUGGUCAGGUUUCAUAAACCUGCUCACUCUCCUUUCCGCCAGGCCAACUCAACUUCGAAUAACCCCCAGAAGAUCCCUACUUCAGCUAAAGAAUCCAGAAGUUGUGUAGUCACUCGGCCUUUUUUAUGGCCGAGUGCAGCUGAGUAAAGAGAACAAGGCUGCUGAAUUUCGUUAGCCUGCUGCGCAACUUGUCAAUAUGAAAAAUAUACAUGCAUCCACUGAAACUAAGACUUUGUUUUUUUAUAGAAUUUGCUUUUGGAGAGCAUUUUUCUUUCUUUCUUUCUUUGACAAUGUGUUCUUUUAAAGUUUCGAAGAUAGGACCAAGAUCCGCAAGAUACCAGAUGGUUGGAUUGAGAAUUAGUACAGUCAAAGUCUUACGGAUAUGCUGGUCUAACUUUAUUUCCUUUUUGUAAUCCUUACUGUUCAAUGCAUUCUGAACAGUUUUCUUGUAACUUAUUUAAGUGUACAAUCCUUCUGGAGAGAUUCAGAAAACACAACAUUUUGCAUGUCCUGUUUCGUUACUCCUAUUUGGUAGUAUGAUUCUUUCCUCUCUUGUAA
Setaria italica (foxtail millet) is the source of this 2337-nucleotide messenger RNA. RefSeq names its product plant intracellular Ras-group-related LRR protein 4. Gene Ontology annotation, molecular function: protein binding. NCBI's taxonomy places the organism in Eukaryota, Viridiplantae, Streptophyta, Magnoliopsida, Poales, Poaceae. The record is from RefSeq and is a predicted model, not a curated record. The coding region runs from base 424 to 1611 and encodes 395 amino acids. The transcript has 3 exons.